Molecule: messenger RNA, 2710 nt
Organism: Tripterygium wilfordii
Lineage: Eukaryota; Viridiplantae; Streptophyta; Magnoliopsida; Celastrales; Celastraceae
Exons: 14
Coding region: 154-2601 (815 amino acids)
Cellular component (GO): plasma membrane
Source: RefSeq, a predicted model, not a curated record
UCCUGUAUAUGUUUUCCCAUAAUAUCUAUAUUUAUUUCUUGAAAUUUCUGAAGAACCUGAUCAAAUAGUAGAGGUGAUGGCAUAAUAACUUGAUUUCUCUGUCAAUUUUUCACAUGAAUCAUCAUAAGCAAAGAGGAUUAAAUUGACCAUUAUAUGAUGGGCUUCUGUGUGAAUUUGUGUGGCUUCUUGGUCUUCUUCACUUCAUGGCUUCUAGUUUUUUGUUCUUCUUCUUAUGGACAGGAUCAGCCAAGUAUCAUCUUACAUGACAGCAUCAAUGUCUCUGCAACAAAACUUGACCCUUAUGAUUGGAGUUACAUUAGAGUAAAGCUGCCGCCUUUUUUCUCUUCAACCUCCAUUGCAAUAUACACAGAUGACCAUAAAAGCAGAUUUGCGGAUGGAAGAAGUAAGUUGCCGAUUAUUUGUUUCCGAGAUGGUGGUCCUCCUCUUCCAGAUGUUUACAGUGCUCAUAUAAAAGAUUUAGCUCUAAGUCGCUAUGCUGGUUUAUCUUCCGGAGGAACAGAAUAUAUUCGGAAUAUGAAACAAUGCUAUCCUCUACAAAGAAACGUUACUUUUGAAUUGAUAUAUGGACAGAUCCCACCAGGCGAUUAUUAUGUUGGGAUGUUCAAUGGCAUUGGACUUAUAAGAACACAAUCCAAGAUGAUCAAUAGAGGCCCGAAAUACACCUUCAAUGCCAAUAUAAUUGUGGAAAGAUGUUCAGAUGUUGCGAUGCGGGGACAUUACUGUAAUCAAACUAUUCAAGAACUUUCAUGCCUACGUUCUGGAAUAUUAGACGGAAGUAAUGUUGCUUGCAGGAUUUCUUCUAAUUCUUUCUGCCAUCGGAACAUGGAUCCAAAGGUCUACUCUAUCAGUGUACCAGAAAUAGCACAGACGUUGAUGAUUACAGCCGAAAAUGUCAGUUUCAAUCAAACUUCUUGGGAAGCCAGAGAAUAUACAUUAACUUGUUAUGCUCGGUACAAUGCAGUUCCGGAAAGAAGUCUAUAUGAUCAUCAUGUUGACAUAAGUAUGACCCCCUUGGUUAUUCAGUCAGUAAAGGUUGGUACUUGGUAUUUCGUAAUUCAGCCUGUAUAUCAGUCUAAUGGAUCCACGGUGACGUUACAAGACAACCAGGAACUUUGUUAUUCAAUGGAGUGGGAAGUACUUAAAUGUCCACAAGGGAAGUCAGGAUCAAACUGUACAUGGCAGGCACAUGUGCUUCAGGGAUUUCCAACAGGAAAUUCAACCGUUCCUUUUAUUUAUUAUCCAGAAGGUUUACAGAUGUCUGCUGGAUCAUAUAAUUUCCCUCUGGAGCCUCUUUUAAGCAAUUCCUUGGCUCGAAACGGGGCGGAAUUUGGUUGGACUUACUUUUUCUUAAACACUUCUCAAGCUGCAACAGGGAGAAAUAUUCACAUUCAGAUUCUAUCAGCCACAAGAAUACAUUUUGAGAUAUAUGUUAGAUAUGGAGGAUUACCAUCUCUUGACAUGUGGGAUUAUCGAUACUCGAAUUUUACUGCCAAUGGCAACAAUGACUCCAUGUUUAAAUUGUAUGAUAUAACUCAAGAAAGAAUCAACUUUUAUAUCUUGUAUCCUAGAGAAGGACCCUGGACAAUUGGACUAAGGCAUCUGGUCUCUAAUUUAAAUCUUUCCAAUACUCAAACGACAAUGUCUGUAUCGAUCGAAAUCUGUCCAAAUCAAUGCUCCGGUCGUGGAACAUGUCACUCUCGAACAGAUGCAACUGGAUCGGCUUCGGUUUCUUACUGUUAUUGCCAGUGUAACAGAAAUCAUGGUGGAUUUGAUUGCAGUUUCGAGAUAGUGUCACGACAAGCGCGAAUAUGGCAUUCGUUUUUUCUCAUUGCAUCGAAUGCUGCAGCAAUACUUCCUGCACUUUUUUCCCUCCGGCGCAAGGCAUAUGCAGAAUGGAUAGUUUUCAUGUCCAGUGGAGUCUCAAGUGCUUUAUAUCAUGCAUGUGAUGUAGGUACCUGGUGUGCUCUAUCUUUUCAUGUCCUACAGUUUAUGGAUUUCUGGCUCUCUUUCAUGGCUGUGGGAAGCACUGUUAUAUAUAUAGCGUUUGAAAGUGAAGUUGCUAAGAGGGCCCUUCACAGCAUUUUAACCAUUGUGACAGUCCUUUUAGCCCUAAAUGGUAUGACAAGGUCAAGAAACGUCGUUAUUGUACUGUCAUUAGGGGCUCUAGGCCUUCUUGUUGGAUGGUUAAUGGAAGCUUGUACUAGAUACAAGUCGAUUUAUAUAUCGCUGUCAUCUCCAGCAACGUCACAUUCAAACAUUUUCGAAAGCUUUUACAGAAGGAGAACUCCAAGCUUAUGGAUCAGUAAUCUUGUAAAGACGAUUUAUUUACAAUUCCAUUGGAGUUUUGUGCUGCUGGGUUUCAUUGCAUUGUCUCUGGCUAGUACAAGCUGGUUGUCUGAAAACUCUGAGAAUUACUGGCUAUGGCACAGUUUGUGGCACAUUGCAAUAUAUACAUGCUCCUUCUUCUUCCUUCGCUCCAAAGCUGCUGCUGCUGCUGCUGCUACUCAAAAUGGUGAGCGUCAAGUAGCUCCAUUGAUGGUUUCUGAACUGGCUCAUCUGAAUCCAGUGCCAUCAUCAUGAACCAGAAACAGAUACAAUUAUAUAUCAUUUAUACAAAAAUAUAUUACAUUUUGUAGUUGAAGUGUGGGUUUUGUCAAACAGGCACAAUAUUAAUAUUAAACCCCAACCA